UUCAAUGUUGACAGUAAAGUGAAGAACUGAAGAAAGUCCUGCUUGCUUGAAGCUUAUCAAGGCAUACGUUGUUUUUGAUAUUCAGAGAAAUUUAUUUUCCUUCCAAUUUUGUUUUGCUCAUGGACUUUUGAAUCAAUAGCAGAUAGAUCCUUUCUUCCAGAAGGAUUCCAGUUUUUUACCCAUAUUUAAUAAAACUGAACUGUGUACUCUUUUUAACAAAAAUGAAAUUAAAGAAUACUCACAGGCCAAUCAGAUGAACAAUAACCUAGCCCAGUAUGUCUGAAGCAUUCAACAAAGCAGUGGAAGAGGUGAAGAAUUUCACUAUUAGACCGCGAGACGAUAUUCUGCUGGAUCUGUACGCACUGUUCAAACAGGUCACAGUCGGAGAUGUGAACACUUCCAGACCAUUCAUGCUAGACUUCAAAGGGAAGGCCAAGUGGGACGCAUGGAAGCAAUUGAAGGGGUUGUCGAAGGAGGAGGCCGAGUCGAAGUACAUCUGGUUGGUGGAUAAUAUCAGGCACAGAUACUCUAAUAUCAGACACGACAGCGAUCUCAUAGACAAUUAAAUAUUGCAAAUUUAGGAGCAAUGCUGAUUCAAUUCGCGGUUUGUGUGAGUAGUUUGUUCCAUCCCUGAAGUCAUCAGUUGUAAAAAUAAUUUCACAUCAGACCCCCUACACAAUGUCAUCUGCAGUUUAAUAUCCGGCCUUAGAAAUGUACUUCCCAAUUUUUCUUUUGUUGAGCUUCCACUUUGAUUGAAUUGUUCGAUGAUAUGUGGCUGAUGUAGAAAAAAAAACGUGCUAGUGUAUGUUUGGCGUAACUAUCAAGU
Messenger RNA from Symsagittifera roscoffensis, 826 nucleotides. Its product is annotated as acyl-CoA-binding protein-like. Gene Ontology annotation, biological process: fatty acid metabolic process. The coding region runs from base 276 to 566 and encodes 96 amino acids. The record is from RefSeq and is a predicted model, not a curated record. Gene Ontology annotation, molecular function: fatty-acyl-CoA binding. NCBI's taxonomy places the organism in Eukaryota, Metazoa, Xenacoelomorpha, Acoela, Convolutidae. The transcript is spliced from 3 exons.